Delphinapterus leucas (beluga whale) is the source of this 2458-nucleotide messenger RNA. RefSeq names its product 3-hydroxy-3-methylglutaryl-CoA lyase (gene HMGCL). Lineage: Eukaryota; Metazoa; Chordata; Mammalia; Artiodactyla; Monodontidae. The record is from RefSeq and is a predicted model, not a curated record. Gene Ontology annotation, molecular function: hydroxymethylglutaryl-CoA lyase activity. Gene Ontology annotation, cellular component: mitochondrion. Gene Ontology annotation, biological process: L-leucine catabolic process; ketone body biosynthetic process.
GUCAGGUCGGGGGCUUGGCCCAUAGCGGCUGCUCUCUGAGAGGAGAAGCCGGACAGCUCAUCACGCCAGGAGGGUUGGGAGGGCUUUGGAAUCUUGGACCCUCUCUGACUCGUCCAAAUCCCUUGAGGGGCGUGGGGAAACUGAGGCCCAGAGAUGGGGAGCGACUCGCCCGGGUUGUGGAGACCUGGGUCGCCAUCCCAGGCGUCCUCAUUCCCUGGCCAAGGCUCUUUCUGGUGACCCUGGCAUGUGUCUCCCUGUAACUGAGCUUCAGACUUCCCCAAGUCCCUCAUUAAAAAAAUCAUGAUUACCCUGCCAGUUCGAGUGGAGAAACCCAGGUCAUCCCCCUCCGUCCGUCUCCAUUUCCAGCUCUUGUUGCAUUUGGGGACGCUUGGCGAGCUAUCCCAGCGUGCUGAGCAGGACUUAGAUCGCGUGUGGCCAGUUGUGAUUCCCUUGGAAUUGUACUUUGGGCCAGUUUGAUCCUGGUGUUUCCAUCUCUCGCCCAUGCUCAGUGAGUGGAAGGAAAGUGUAGGAGAACCUAAUUGUAUAAAGGGUUGAAUACAUUGUGUUGGGUAAAGCUCGAGCUGAGAUGUCCCAGUGGUUCUGAAGCCACUUUUGCGGUUGAGUGACAGGUCUCUAAACCCUGGUUUUCUUGAUCUAUGACGUGAGAAAACAUUACCUCAGGGUUGGUUUGGAGAUUAAGGAAAACGUAAGUAAAGCAUUUAACAUUGUUCUAGCUCUUAGUAAGUGAUUGCUCAGUUGUUGCCUUAGAGUUUAGGAGGAGUUUAAACUGGUAAAAAUUACACUGCCUUGGCAGUAGGGGCCCCUCUCAGAAAACCACUUCAGUGUCUACUAGACCACCUUCCCCCACCGAUUGCUCAUCGCAAAUAAAUCCAGUUAGCACCUCAUCUGUGGGUACUUUCCCAAAGCAAGUGAAAAUUGUGGAAGUUGGUCCCAGAGACGGACUACAAAAUGAAAAGAAUAUUAUACCUACUCCAAUGAAAAUCAAACUGAUAGACAUGCUUUCCGAAGCAGGACUUCCUGUUAUAGAAGCCACCAGCUUUGUGUCUCCCAAAUGGGUUCCCCAGAUGGCUGACCACGCUGAAGUCAUGAAGGGCAUCCAGAAAUUUCCCGGCAUCAGCUACCCAGUGCUGACCCCAAAUUUCAAAGGCUUCCAGGCAGCGGUUGCUGCCGGAGCCAAGGAAGUGGCUGUCUUUGGAGCUGCCUCCGAGCUCUUCAGCAAGAAGAACAUCAACUGCUCCAUAGAUGAGAGUGUGCAGCGGUUUGACGAAAUCUUGAAGGCAGCUCGGGCAGCCAGUAUCCCUGUGCGGGGGUACGUCUCCUGUGUGCUCGGAUGCCCCUACGAAGGGAAGAUCUCCCCGGCUAAAGUAGCUGAGGUUGCCAAGAAGAUGUACUCAGUGGGCUGCUAUGAGAUCUCUCUGGGAGACACCAUUGGCGUGGGCACCCCUGGGACCAUGAAGGAUAUGCUGUCCGCUGUCAUGCAUGAGGUGCCAGUGGCUGCCCUGGCUGUCCACUGCCAUGACACCUAUGGCCAGGCCCUGGCCAACACCUUGAUGGCCCUGCAGAUGGGAGUGAGCGUCGUGGACUCUUCCGUGGCGGGACUUGGAGGCUGUCCCUAUGCACACGGAGCAUCGGGAAACUUGGCCACCGAGGACCUGGUCUACAUGCUGGCCGGCUUGGGCGUUCACACGGGUGUGAACCUCCAGAAGCUCCUGGAAGCUGGGGCCUUUAUCUGUCAAGCCCUGAACAGAAGAACCAGCUCCAAAGUGGCUCAGGCUACCUGUAAACUGUGAGCCCCUUGCCCCCCAAAGCCCUGGGGACUGUGUGGGAAUAAGGACAUGUGGAUGACUCACAGAUGGGCAUGUGGAAAUGGGAAUGAAAUCAACAGGAGUAGGCACCUCACUGCCAGCUCUGCACCUAGAUCUCUCCUGGCGGAAAGGAGGUGGACUGGAGUUGCCUGGCCUCAGGCCCUCCCUGCCUGACCUGAGUAUGAGUAAGAGGCUUGGGCAGCUGGAGGUCUCCCUUCACCAUGGACCCAAAGGCCCAGGAGUUGGAUGCCUAAAGGCACUUGGGAACCCAAUUCUCUGACUUGGGUUGAUCCUCAAGUCUCAUCUCUGGGUGAAUCCUGCCAGUUGGCCACUCUCCACAGCUUGAUGCUGCCAUAUCCUUGGGGCCAUCGCUCGCUGACUUUGUAGGGCAAAGGGGCAGGGAGGAAUUUUUCCCUCAGCUGGCAGAGGGCAUUUGGUGAAGGGGUGAGGGCUGAGCUGUGGUGGCCACCUGCCAACUCCAGCACCUCUGGAAAAUCUCCACUUUGUACAUGAUUGUUGAAAGCAGCUUAUGUAAUUAAAGGUUUAAUGACAUAACCAUUCCAGUGUUCUGUGGCACAGAUGUGUGUACAUAGGGGAGAGAGAAUAAAGCAUCUUUUCAACAUUUCCUCUAA